UGAUCAGUAAUAAUGGAGUUGUACUAGUAUCUCCAUUCGACGCUUGAAACUUUGUUUUAACAAAAAAUAAUUUUUAAAAAUAUAGUUUCCUUAUCGUCGACGUAAUUACAUGUAGAUAACAUAUGUUCACACUCUACCAGCAGUGUUGGUACCAGCCGUACCAGCUGUCCCCUCUGCUAAAAUAGCUGACCAUUUAUUCACCGAUUAUACUCAAGACUGAAGUUAAGUCGUCAUGUACUACGGCUUCAAAACUGUUUAAGCAGCCUACUUUCUCUAUUAUAACUUUUAAAUUCCACCUGUUUUUAAUGUUCAUUAGAAUCUAACGCGAUAUUGUUGCAGCAAUGUCGAAAAAUUGCCGCUAAUGUGUGACAUUCUAUUUACCUACCAAUAACCGACAUGAGAUUAAGUUAAUACAGUAACAAUUGAAUAGCGUUUACUUUUAUCGGAUUGUUAUUAAGUCCAUAAAAAGAUAAUUUGAAUUUAAUUGCGUAUUGUUCGGGAAUCUGCGUCGAUAUUUUUUUCGCAUUUUGUGAUAAAAGUUGCUACGUCGAAGGCAUGGAUGUUACGGCUAGAAAUAGUUCUACUAAUUUUUCACUAACAGAAAAUGAUGACUUUCUGGAGAAAAUUGUUGAAGUUUCCGAGGAGAUAACUGCUAAAAACCUUGUUACUGUGAUAGUUAUUGCUGUUUCAGCUGUAGUCAUAAUAGGGCUUCUUUUUGUGAUUGCAGUUUUUAUAGAUUGUAGACAACAAAAACAAGAGAAAACCAAAUUGAUGAAAAAGUUAACAUCAAAGAAGAUUUUAAAACUGCCAAAAUUUGGAAGAGGUGUUUCAGAGGAUAGAGAAGGUUUUGCUAAUAAAAUUGUCGUUGAAAAUUCGACACCAGUGAAUGUCUCUGUAAUUGAAACGUAACUGUUUUAAUUUUAAAAGUUGACAGAAUUUAAAGAUGUAUUUAUUUAAAAUAGGUAAAUGAAAAAGACUGAAUUGUAGUACCUAAAUUUUGUAUACAUGCAAUUAGUAUUUUUUCCAUUAUUGUAUAUAGGCGGUGUAAUGUUUAGUAAAAUAUGGAAUUGUAGAAAAUAUAUUGUUUCUAAAUGUG
Molecule: messenger RNA, 1096 nt
Organism: Agrilus planipennis (emerald ash borer)
Lineage: Eukaryota; Metazoa; Arthropoda; Insecta; Coleoptera; Buprestidae
Exons: 3
Coding region: 556-909 (117 amino acids)
Source: RefSeq, a predicted model, not a curated record